AUGCGUGAUUUGCUGUUCGGCUUUCUGGAUGCAAUCUUUAAUGUUGUUUGUGCUGCGGAGCCAACUACACGCAACAAUGACCUUGGUGAUGACCAACGCAAGUUGGAGUUUGCUCUAUUGCAUGCAUGUGGUGCUAUCAUGCAGGUCUCAUGCAGGCGCCCACCGCAUGGGGAUGGGGAUGGAGAAGGGGGGGAUCUCGGUGGAUCCUGGCAGAGAACAAAGCCGGAGCAGCAGAUGUCGCAGCCAGUCGAUUGUCUGGCCCGCCACCGAGGUGAGCACACGGCGCGACGGCGCAUUCCUGGGCGCGAAGACGGGCGGCCAAUUGGAGCGGCCAGGUCUGGUUGCGCGCGCCAAGUGAAGGCUGACGGUCGUCGGAGAUGCAUCUACGUCCAUAUGCGCUAUCGAUCAAGUCGGGUUGAUUUGACUGUAGUGGCUAAUGCCGAGCUUGGCGCUAAAACAAGCACCACAUAUUUGAACGAAUCAAAUGUCACUCUUUUAUACAACAACAACCAAUAUGCUUGUAUUCAUUCACCUACCACUACAAGUAUGUACGCAAGGGGCGGCUGA
Molecule: messenger RNA, 567 nt
Organism: Trichoderma asperellum CBS 433.97
Lineage: Eukaryota; Fungi; Ascomycota; Sordariomycetes; Hypocreales; Hypocreaceae
Source: RefSeq, a predicted model, not a curated record